AUGGACUCCUUCACCUCUGCCCAACUCAACGACCGCAGACGCCGCACUCCUCUUGCCUGCACAAACUGCCGCCAACGCAAAGUCAAGUGCAAAGCCGGAGGAGGAGAAAAUUUGUCGCGCGUCUCGUGCGACCGUUGCCUUUCCAAGGGCCUCGUCUGCGAGUUUCACGCGGUCUCGGAAGGCGGCAGUGACUCCUCGACCACGACGCCUGAGACUCUGACUGCGCCGCUACCCCCCGGUCACGGGCUGCACUCCAAUGCAAGGAUGCCACAUUACGCUGCGACCCACCAGCACCAGUACGCCGGCCAGUACGCCGAGUUUACGACAUACCCCGACGCGACAUGGCAGUCGCAGCCACAAGCCCAGUACCAGAACCCGAGCGGCGGGCUGCCGCCCGCGGCCUUCAGCCUCCCACAGGCGGGAUACUACCCACCGAGCCAAUGGGUGCAGCAACAACAGCCUCGG
Molecule: messenger RNA, 465 nt
Organism: Mycena citricolor
Lineage: Eukaryota; Fungi; Basidiomycota; Agaricomycetes; Agaricales; Mycenaceae
Source: the annotation of a GenBank genome assembly